This is a messenger RNA of Colletotrichum truncatum, 348 nucleotides long. RefSeq lists its product as uncharacterized. The record is from RefSeq and is a predicted model, not a curated record. NCBI's taxonomy places the organism in Eukaryota, Fungi, Ascomycota, Sordariomycetes, Glomerellales, Glomerellaceae.
AUGAAGACCUCUAUUGCCUGCCUUGCUGCCUCCCUUCUCUCUACCGCUUUCGCCCUACCGUCUGCGGGCAACAGUGCCAUCGAGGCUAGAGCCGGCAAGGUCAAGUUCAACCAAUAUAGAAACAUGGCCGACUGCCAAAAUGACGCAGGCAUUCUUUACCAUGCUGCCCCCGUCUCUGGUCGGUGCUAUGACAUUGAUGACCAGACUGGCGCGUUUUUUUACAACCCUGGCAUCUUCACUCAAGUUCACCUCUACCAGAACAAGGGAUGCAGCGGCGCCAGCCAGAAGCUAUCUCUUCGCGGAAGCUGCUUAGACAGGGUUGGCAAGGGGUCCAUCAAGAUGUGGUAA